GUUUGCAGAGUUUCCGUCAUGCCGCUGGCUCUGAGUGCUGCUCGGUGAGGCAACAGCUCUGCUAUAAAUACAGCCGUGGUCUCUGGCGGCGCGGCGUUUGGGUUUCUGCUUCUGGAGUUUUUGUUUCUGAGCAGGAGGAGUUCAGAUCUGCUGCUUUCUGUUCCUCCUCCGUUCUGCUGCAGCCAUGGGGGACUUCUGGGGGGACAUUGCCACUCAGAGGGUGGCCCGAGGGAUGUCUCUGGGCAACGAUGAGGAGGCCGUGUUGGACCAGGGCAAGACCAGCUCCACCCUGCACACCAACUUUGAGAAGGAGGAGCUGGAGAUUAGUGGCGCCAUGAAGCCGUUAACCCAGCAGGUCUCCCCUGCAGCGUGGCUGAAGUUCGAGGAGGACGUGGAGGACGGCGGCGAGCGUUGGAGUAAACCCUACGUAGCCACUCUGUCCCUGCACAGCCUGUUCGAGCUGCGGUCCUGCAUCCUGAACGGCACCGUGCUGCUCGACAUGAGAGCCAACUCCAUCGAGGAGAUCGCAGACAUGGUGAUCGACAGCAUGCUCGCCUCCGGCCAGCUGGAGGAGGAGCUGCAGGACAAGGUGAGGGAGGCCCUGCUGAAGCGUCACCACCAUCAGAACGAGAAGAAGCUGAGCAACCGCAUCCCGCUGGUCCGCUCCUUCGCAGACAUAGGCAAGAAGCACUCCGACUCCCACCUCCUGGAACGGGAGGGCCUCUCCUCCUCACGCCCCUCCCUCCUCCGCCGCCCCUCCCAGGCCUCCUGCUGCACCCCUCCCCCGUCCCCCCGUGCAUCCUAUGUGUUUGGACGCCUCCUCUCUGGCCACUCCUCCUUCCCCCGCAGCGCUCCCACCCUUUACGGCCAGAACAGGCACCUGUCGGAGCCCCUCCCACCUGGACUGAGCCUGCCUCUUCAUGGCCACGCCCCCUCAGGAGGAGCUCCACGCCGCCGCUCUGCCCCGGAGAAGCUGAUUGGAGGAGAUGGGAUUCCUGAGGUGGACAUGAACUUCAUGAAGAAGAUCCCUCCUGGAGCGGAAGCCUCCAACGUUCUGGUUGGAGAAGUGGACUUCUUGGAACAUCCAAUAAUCGCCUUUGUCCGCCUCUCCCCGGCCGUGCUGCUGACGGGGCUCACUGAGGUCCCCGUACCCACCAGGUUUCUGUUCCUGCUGCUCGGCCCAUUUGGUAAAGGCCUGCAGUACCACGAGAUCGGACGCUCCAUUGCCACGCUGAUGACGGACGAGGUCUUCCAUGACGUGGCCUACAAGGCAAAGGACCGGAACGACCUGCUGUCCGGAAUCGACGAGUUCCUAGACCAGGUCACCGUGCUACCGCCAGGAGAGUGGGAUCCCAGCAUCCGGAUCGAGCCGCCCAAGAACGUCCCGUCUCAGGAGAAGAGGAAGAUACCGGCGCUGCCAAACGGCUCCACCCACUUCUCCGAAGCGGUGAAGGAGAUGGAGCAUCAUACGGGCCCAGAGCUGCAGAGGACCGGCAGGAUCUUCGGAGGCUUGAUGAACGACGUCCGCAGAAAAGCGCCGUUCUACUGGAGUGACAUCAAAGACGCGCUGAGUCUGCAGUGUUUGGCCUCCAUAUUGUUCCUGUACUGCGCCUGCAUGUCACCCGUCGUCACGUUUGGAGGGCUGCUGGGAGAAGCCACCAAAGGGAACAUCAGCGCCAUCGAGUCUCUGCUCGGGGCUUCCAUGACAGGUGUGGCCUACUCCCUGUUCUCCGGUCAGCCUCUCACCAUCCUGGGGAGCACCGGCCCGGUUCUGGUGUUCGAGAAGAUCCUCUUCACAUUCUGCUCGAGAAACAUUCGGUGCUUCAGUUUAAUUUUGUUCCUCCUGUUGCGUCUGCAGGUCAGGGCGACCAUCAGUGACUUCGCCGUCUUCCUGACCAUCAUGAUUAUGGUGCUGCUGGACUAUCUGGUGGGGAUUCCUUCUCCCAAGCUGCAUGUUCCAGACCGCUUCCAGCCCACCUCCAUCAAUCGGGGUUGGCUGAUAUCUCCGCUGGGAACGAACCCCUGGUGGACCUUGCUGGCUGCCGCCAUCCCGGCUCUGCUCUGCACCAUCCUGAUCUUCAUGGACCAGCAGAUCACCGCCAUCAUCAUCAACAGGAAGGAGAACAAGCUGAAGAAAGGCUGCGGCUACCACCUGGACCUGCUGGUGGUGGCCGUCAUGCUGGGCGUGUGCUCCAUCAUGGGCCUGCCCUGGUUCGUGGCGGCCACCGUUCUCUCCAUCUCCCACGUCAACAGUCUGAAGGUGGAGUCUGGCUGCGCCGCGCCGGGCGAGCAGCCCAAGUUCCUGGGGAUCAGGGAGCAGCGCGUCACGGGCUUCAUGAUCUUCGUCCUGAUGGGCUGCUCCGUCUUCAUGACGUCUGCGCUGAAGUUCAUCCCGAUGCCGGUUCUGUACGGAGUCUUCCUCUACAUGGGAGCGUCCUCGCUCAAAGGCAUCCAGCUGUUCGACCGUAUCAAGCUGUUCGGCAUGCCGGGGAAGCACCAGCCCGACCUCAUCUACCUGCGCUACGUGCCGCUGUGGAAGGUCCACGUCUUCACCGCCGUCCAGCUCUCCUGCCUCAUCAUCCUGUGGGUCAUCAAGGCGUCGCGCGCCGCCGUCGUCUUCCCCAUGAUGGUUCUGGCGUUGGUCUUCAUCCGGAAGCUUCUGGACUUCUGCUUCACUAAGAGGGAGCUGAGCUGGCUGGACGACCUGAUCCCAGAGAGCAAGAAGAAGAAGGACGACGAUAAGAAGAAGAAGGAGGCGGACGCUCAUUUGAUGAUGGAGGAGACGGAGGACGAGGCGCCCUACGAGCCACAGAGCAUCCUGAAGUUCCCCAUUAAAUCCCUGAAGGGACGCUCCGACCCGUCUGAGGUCAACAUCUCGGAUGAAAUGGCCAAAAGUGGAAUCUGGAAAUCCGUCUCCAAAAACUCUGAAGGAGGCAAAGGACUGAAACGCUGCAAAAGUCAGGAGAAGCUCCCCAGCGUCCAGAUCAGCGUGGAGGACGAGGACGAACAGAGGUUUGUGGACGCUGAGACGGCGUUAUGAUCCUUCAUCAGACGUCUGGAGGACAAUGUGGGCGGAGCCUGGAUGAGGACCAAUCAGCUUCCGGCUCGUUGUUCUCUGAACAGAAGCUCUUUUAUUUCCUCAUCGUUUUAUGGUGAAACAUGGAGACUCCUCAGGUUACUUUGGUUUUUACUUACAUGGUCCGCCGCUGCGCUCUGAUUGGCCGAACGCUGUACUCAGACUCAGACUCUGUUUGAUUUCGAUGCGCUCAGCUCCCGCCUCCCACAGACUGUUUAUUUAAUCCAACGUGCUGAUUGGUGUUAGUGUGAGAGAGAGGGUGUGUGUUUGUUCACCGUGAUGCCUGCAGGUCAAACCUCAGCACAUGUUUUCUAGUUUCUUUGUAAAUUUUUAAUAAAUCAGUUUUGA
Cyprinodon variegatus (sheepshead minnow) is the source of this 3424-nucleotide messenger RNA. RefSeq names its product sodium bicarbonate cotransporter 3-like. Gene Ontology annotation, molecular function: sodium:bicarbonate symporter activity; monoatomic anion transmembrane transporter activity; solute:inorganic anion antiporter activity. Gene Ontology annotation, biological process: regulation of intracellular pH; bicarbonate transport; transmembrane transport. The record is from RefSeq and is a predicted model, not a curated record. Lineage: Eukaryota; Metazoa; Chordata; Actinopteri; Cyprinodontiformes; Cyprinodontidae. The transcript is spliced from 21 exons. The coding region runs from base 185 to 3040 and encodes 951 amino acids. Gene Ontology annotation, cellular component: plasma membrane; apical plasma membrane; basolateral plasma membrane.